UCACUCAAUUUAUAACAUUGUAACUUUCCUAGAGUCCAUUUUCUUCAGUCCAAGUCAUGGACUCAAAGAUUUCUUGCUUUCUCUUCUUUGCUCUUCUAAUCUCUCUCACCAAAGCUGUUGAUCCUUGUGCUUCCCAAAGCUAUGGCUCAGGUGACCUCUCCAUAAUUCCAACCUAUAGCAAAUGCUCUCCCUUAACUUCACCCAAGACCAACCCGUUCAACACAGUCCUGAACAUGGCCUCCAAAGACCCGGAGCGGUUCAAGUACUUGUCAACCCUAGUGGCCCAAAAGACCACUUCGGCUCCAAUUGCUUCGGGCCAACAGGUCCUAAACAUUCCCAGCUACAUAGUCCAGAUCAAGUUGGGCACCCCGGGCCAGCUCAUGUACAUGGUUCUUGACACAAGCAACGACAUUGCAUGGGUCCCAUGCUCGGGAUGCACCGGGUGCUCCUCCACCACAUUCUCGCCCAACACGUCCACAACUUACGGGCCAUUGGACUGUUCGGUGCCUGAAUGCGCCCAGGCCCGCGGGCUUUCGUGCCCGGCUGGGUCUCCCGUCAGGUGCUCAUUUAACCAAUCUUACGGUGGAGGCUCUUCAUUUUCUGCCUCGCUCGUGCAAGAUGUCUUGGGAUUAGGAAAAGAUGUCAUUCCGAAAUACUCUUUCGGGUGCAUCAAUUCCAUCUCUGGCGGGAACAUCCCGCCACAGGGGCUAUUGGGCUUGGGCCGUGGAUCCAUGUCGUUGCUCUCGCAAUCCGGAUCGCUUUACUCGGGAGUGUUCUCAUAUUGUUUACCCAGUUUCAAAUCUUACUACUUUUCCGGGUCCCUCAAGCUGGGCCCUGUCGGCCAGCCCAAGUCCAUCAGAACCACCCCACUUCUCAAAAACCCUCGCCGGCCAUCCUUGUAUUACGUCAACCUCACCGGAAUCAGCGUCGGCAAGGUCCUCGUGCCCAUUGUCCCACAAUUCCUAGCCUUUGACCCGACCACCGGCGCCGGAACCAUCAUAGACUCCGGCACAACAAUCACCCGAUUCGUGCCACCCGUCUACAACGCAAUCCGAGACGAGUUCAGAAAACAAGUGAACACCACAUUUUCGAGUUUGGGGGCAUUCGACACUUGCUUCAACACCAACAACGAAGGCGUAGCGCCGGCCAUUACGUUUCGUUUCACAGGCUUGGUGUUGACGUUGCCACUGGAGAACAGCUUGAUUCACAGUAGCUCGGGGACGCUGGCUUGCUUGGCAAUGGCAGCGGCGCCCAAUAAUGUCAACUCGGUGCUGAAUGUGAUAGCCAACUUGCAGCAGCAGAACCUUAGGAUUCUGUUUGAUGUUGCCAACUCUCGGUUGGGCAUUGCCCGUGAGCUUUGUAAUUAAGUAGUGGAAAAUUGUAGCAAGGAUUUUGGGUUGUCUUUCACUUUUUGUGUUUGAAUUGUCACCAUGCAAAGUUUGGUGAGUGGUGACAAAUAAAAGGGCAGGAUGAAGCCCUGCUCGUGAUGUGUUCAAUUUGGAGUUCCAAGCUGUUAAUUACUAUAUGGUAAUUAUUUGGGGGUGAGUAAUUGGAGCUUUUGAUUGCGA
This is a messenger RNA of Rosa chinensis, 1568 nucleotides long. RefSeq names its product aspartyl protease AED3. Bases 57 to 1367 code for a protein of 436 amino acids. Gene Ontology annotation, molecular function: aspartic-type endopeptidase activity. Gene Ontology annotation, biological process: proteolysis. NCBI's taxonomy places the organism in Eukaryota, Viridiplantae, Streptophyta, Magnoliopsida, Rosales, Rosaceae. The record is from RefSeq and is a predicted model, not a curated record. The transcript has a single exon.